This is a messenger RNA of Dreissena polymorpha, 2804 nucleotides long. Its product is annotated as beta-1,4-galactosyltransferase 1-like. NCBI's taxonomy places the organism in Eukaryota, Metazoa, Mollusca, Bivalvia, Myida, Dreissenidae. The record is from RefSeq and is a predicted model, not a curated record. The coding region runs from base 6 to 971 and encodes 321 amino acids. The transcript is spliced from 8 exons. Gene Ontology annotation, biological process: carbohydrate metabolic process. Gene Ontology annotation, molecular function: glycosyltransferase activity.
GUCAAAUGAAUUUGGAUGUUUAUGUUUUUAAUGCGUUCAAGACAAACGCAACUAAUACGGCGGAGUCUGGAAAUUACCUCAUCAGUGGAAAAGGCACGGAAAGUACAAAGCAAAACACAAAUGAAGUAACAAGUGAUAGAAAUUCCACAGGACCUGUCACUACAAGCAAUACCACGAACAGCAGUUAUCAAGGCACUGAAAGUACCAAACAAAGAGUAACCGUAUCGCAGAUAUCUACGGCGAAACCACCAAGUACCACAAGCAAUAACACGAAUAGCAGUUACCAGGAGAAGUCGCCAUGUCUUUCCAAAGAGGGGGUGGCAAUCGUUGUUCCAUAUCGGAACAGAGAAGAGCACUUGAGGGUCUUUAUUGAAGAAAUAGUUCCCUUCAUACAGCGCCAGAAUAUUUCUUUUCAUAUCUUCAUUAUUGAACAGAGUCAGAAAGCAGGGUUUAAUCGCGCAAAGCUGUUCAACAUAGGAUUCAAAGAGUCGAAGUCAGUUGGCAACUUUAGCUGCUUCAUUUUCCACGAUGUUGACCUUAUCCCUACAUCUCCGGACAACUACUAUUGCUGUGAAAGUAACCCUAAACACAUGUCCGUCGGCAACGAAAAAUUCAAUUUCAAGUUGCCAUAUGGCGACUACGUGGGAGGUGUUUUAGCGAUGACAACGGAGAGUUUCCUGAAAACAAACGGUUUCUCAAAUGCUUAUUUUGGCUGGGGAGGGGAGGACGAUGAUAUGAAUGUAAGAAUCAAAUCAGCCGGACUAAAGACCGUUCGGCCAUCAAUAAUUGUCGGGCGUUACAAGGCUCUGAGGCAUGUACAAGCGGUUCCUGGACAGGACAGAUUUAAAUUAGUGGAGACUGCUAAACAAAGAAUUACAAGCGAUGGCAUUUACACAUUGAACUACACCUUGUUGGCGAAAAAUACAGACGGACUUACAACGCAUAUCAAAGCGGACAUUGAUGCCACAUAGGAGGAUUAUUAGUAACACCGUUAGUAACUAACGGUGUAUGGGAUAUACAACCUCAGUAAUUUCAUUCCAUACGAGAGCGAAGCUUGAGUAUGGUAUUAAAUUUCUGAGGGUGUAUAUCCAAUACACCGUUAGUUACUAACGGUGUAACGAUUACAUCUCAACCGACUACUCGAUUACUCGGUGGGUAUGGAAAUUACUCGGGUGUAUGGAAAAUACUCCAUGGGCACGUGAACGCUCUAAGCCAAUCAGAUUAGGUAAUUUUUGUAGGAGGUGAGAUAUAACACAAUACCAUAAGGUACAUUGAUGUGUUCUUUUCCAGCAAUACUCUUCAUAACCGAACAUAUUUGGGAUAUUAAUUACAUGUUUGAGUUGCACGAACUCACUCUAAAUUUUAACAAUACAACGUUUACGAUAAGGUUUUAAAACGUAUUGAUUAAUAUAGGAAACAUGACGUCAGGUUAAGAGAACAAAGCAGUGUUUUUUAUUAUUCGUAUGAUUAUUCAAAAGAAAUCGAAUGGCUUUUUGUUUCAAUAAAAUGACAUGUCAUUUACCAAAGCAUAUAUAGAAGCAAAGAACACACCAAUAGAAAAUGUUGUUUUUAAUUGCGAUGUGUCGUAUAAUUUUGCAUUGAAGAACAUAGAAUAAAUUAUGUUUUAAUAUGAAAUAAUGUAUAAUUCGUAUAUAGCAAUGUGUUCCGCGUGGACUCCAUGUGGUAAAUAUAUGGUUAAUUGUCCCCACUAGCUUCAGCGUUAACGGAAAUCUCAUGAAAAACAGCAGAUGCUAUACAAAUAUCAGUGUUCUCUAGUUAUUAAAUGAAACAUGAUACAUCGAAACAAUUUAGGAGCAUCAGGUUCCUCAAACUGAACAAAGCCAUUCGAAGAAAAAAAUGUUAAAAAUAUAUGUUCCUAAAUUGAAAAUCACCAAUGUUUAUCGUUCAAAUGAGUCGCGUUCUGAGAAAACUGGGCAUAAUGCAUGUGCGUUAAGUGUCGUCCCAGAUUUACCUGUGCAGUCUGCUAAGGCUAAUCAGGGACGACACUUUCCGCCUAAAGUGGAUUUUUGCUAAGAAGAGACUUCAUUUAAACGAAAAAUGUCAUAACAGCGGAAGGUGUCACUGGGACGACACUUUACGCAAACGCGUUAUGCCCAGUUUUCUCAGAACACGACUCAAAUUAUAAAGCGUGUGUGAGUUUAUAACGCUUGUCAAUACUUUAGCAAACAAGUGUAUAAACGACAAAAGGCUUUAACUACAUCGAAAAUGAUGUAAACCUGUGUGGUGUUGUGUUAACAAGUAAAGCUGUUGCCUGUAGAGGUCGUGGGGUUGAUCCCAAGGGCAGGCAAUUUUUUAUAUUUGAUAUUUUCUAUUGUUAUGAUAUUUAUUUAAAACUGUUCCAAAUAUUACAUGUUGUGUUAGUUAUAUAUGCUAUGUUUUUAAUACUCAAAUAAGAGAACAAGUGCCUUUUUAAUAUACGACAAGUUGGUGGUGACAAGCGCUUUUUCUGGUCAAAAGUGUUUAUGCUCUAACAAAAUAAUUCAUGAUACAGACGUACCUAUUGAACAUACUUUUUUAAUAAUGUAUGAAAUUACAUGUAUGUUAAGUUGUCCUAUAUGUUAAUGGAUGUUGUAUUUUGCUCACGGUAAACGUUGAAGUUCAGUAUUGUAUUUUAUGCUUAUUGAAUCUUUACUUCCAGUCUUUCAUGUUUUGGUACUGUUUAUACCAAUAUGGGAUUUGAUUUAAUAAUUUAUAUUAGUUACUUAAAUGAUUAAGUCACACAGCCUUCUCUGAUUGCAUAUUUUUUGUUACAUUAAGCAUUUUCUGAUUGCAUUUUUGUAUGA